Molecule: messenger RNA, 1821 nt
Organism: Capsella rubella
Lineage: Eukaryota; Viridiplantae; Streptophyta; Magnoliopsida; Brassicales; Brassicaceae
Exons: 3
Coding region: 1-1821 (606 amino acids)
Molecular function (GO): zinc ion binding
Source: RefSeq, a predicted model, not a curated record
AUGGAUACAAGAAAGAUUCCGGUUUUCUGUUAUUGGAAUGGGUGUAUUAAAGAGGUUCUGAUGGUCCCUUCUACAAAGGGUCAAGUCCAAGGGUGGUCAGAGUUGAUAGCAAAAGUAAAUUUUCUCAAUUUGCUGGAUGAUCUGCAUCGAGUUACUGGAUUCGAAAAGGGGAAGUUUCUGACUGAUCUGAUUGGUAGUUUGGAGACCAUGCUAGAGGUUCCAAGCUACCAUCCUUGUAUCAACAAUGUGGAGAUCUAUUUGGAGAUCUUCUCUAGUUCAUGGCUUGAUGAACGCGAGUUGCAUGUUGGGAUGCUUUUUAGAGAUGAAGAUAAGUCGGAGAAAGCAGUGAAGUUGUACUCUUGUAGAAGGCAACGAAUGUGCUCCACACGGCAACGUUGGUUUUCAUGGGCUUCCUGCAAAGCAAGUAGUUGUGAAUGGAGUCUCAGUGCAGAUAAAACAAAGGAGAAUGACUUUUUGAUAACAGAAUAUAGAGGUCCUCAUACUUGUGAGCCAGUAGAUGUGGCCUCAGAUUUUCUGGCAGGUGAAAUUAAAUGUCUAAUCAAGGCUCAGCCCUCGUUGUCAAUUGCAGAGCUAAGCAAGUUGGUAAAAGAAGAAUUUGACUACACAGUCUCACAUUCUAGUAUGUGGGAUGCCAAAAAGAAAGUGAUUAUUGCAAUCUCGGGAGAUUUGGACAAUAGUUUUAGCAUAUUGCCCAAGUUCAUGGCUGCCCAGUCAGUUGAAGGGUUUCCUCACUGCAGACCUCUCAUUCUAGUGGAUACGGUAGACUUGAACGGUAAAUACCCUGGAAAAUUACUGGUUGCAACAGGAUUAGAUGCCGAAAACGCCCUUUUCCCACUUGCGUUUGCGAUUAUUACCCAGGAAAGUUUGUCAGCUGAUACUUGGCGUUGGUUCUUUGCGUGCAUCAGAAAGAAAGUAACACAAAGGGAAGGCCUUUGUUUAAUAACAAGUCUGAAUCCUGACAUUGUGGCAGUUGUUAAGGAACCCGAGUGUCAGUGGGUGACACACCGGUUCUGUCUUAGGCAUCUGUGCAUAAAGUUUUAUGAUGUUUUCAAUAACAAUCUCCUGACAGAGUUUUUUUGCAAGGCUGGAUCCACAAGCUACAUAUCAAGUUUCAAUUACUACUUGAAGAAAAUCAAAGAGAUGAAUCCAGAGGCUCGGAAAUGGUUGGACCAAAUACCUCCACACCAAUGGGCUCUGGCUCAUGAUGAUGAAGGGCUGAGAUUCGGAAUCACGGAUACAAACUUAAUAUUUACAACUUAUGGUUUUGUAAACAAUGUCCAUGAUCUUCCAAUCACGACUUGCGUCUUGCUAAUCUUUGAGCACUUGCUAGAGCUUUUCAAAUCUCGACAUGGUCUUCUCGGUGAAUCACUAAGCAGAGAAGUCUACGCUAAACAUGUCGUGAAGAAGCUUGAAGAGUACAAAGUAACCUCUAGAACAUACGAUGUAUUGCCAUUAGACCAGACCAGAGAGAGGUUUCAGGUUACAGAAGUGUUAAGAAUUGGAAAUAAGAAAUCUUUUGUUCAUUGCAGCGAUCGGGUUUGUACAUGUGGGAUAUGGCAACAUUACAAGUAUCCAUGUCCACACAUGAUAGCGGUUUGCAGGAGGCUGAACAUUGACCAUAUGCAGUAUGUGAAUGACUUCUACAAUGCAAAAAGCUUUCUUGGAGUUUAUGCAUCUGAUUUCAACCCGCUUCCUAAAGUCACCGAUUGGCCAGAAGCUUCUGAUGUUCCAAGACUGUUUCCUCCUGGAAGUCGUCCUAUACAUCAGUGCCCAGUUAAUGACAACACAGCCACCGUGUAA